AUGCUGAUGAUGGACAGGUUCCUCCGGUGGCAGGCCACGCACAACCGGUUGUACCCGAGCGCGGGGGAGAGGCUGCGGCGCUUCCAGGUAUACCGCGACAACGUGGAGUACAUCGAUGCCACCAACCGCCGCGGCGACCUCACCUACCAGCUCGGCGAGAACCAGUUCGCCGACCUCACCCGGGAGGAGUUCCUCGCCAGGUUCAUGUCUCACAACGACGAUGAUCGCACCAAGGAUGAUAAUACGGUCAUCACGACGGCCCAGGGCGCCGACGCCGACAUGUGGUCGUCUGGCGGCGUCGAUGUCUCCUUGGAUCCGGCCAGCGUGGAUUGGAGGGCCAAUGGAGCCGUGGUGCCGCCCAAGUCAGCAGCUGGGCGUUCGCGGCGGUGGCGAUGA
This is a messenger RNA of Triticum turgidum subsp. durum (durum wheat), 396 nucleotides long. The record is from the annotation of a GenBank genome assembly. NCBI's taxonomy places the organism in Eukaryota, Viridiplantae, Streptophyta, Magnoliopsida, Poales, Poaceae.